AUGGAGUUGGUGGCGGCAUUUACGGAACUACUUCCCAGCACGUGCAGAAAUAUAUUGCAAAAACUAUAUCCAGAACUGAGAAUGAAAAUUGCAGGACUGGAUAUGUACUUCAGGUUACCUAUUUCCAGAGAAAUAGGCCUGGGUAAAGGAGGGAUUUCUUGCUCGGUUAAAUCUUUGACUCACGUAUUAACUAAACCCGAAGGAGGACAUGGAGUUAUUUUGUAUCCUGGUGGAGCAGCUGAAGCCUUGUACGCACGACCAGGGCAAUAUAGAUUAGUGCUGAAAGACAGAAAAGGCUUUGUUAAACUAGCUUUGAAAACUGGGGCAUCUUUGGUACCAGUUUUUACGUUUGGAGAAGUGGACCUGUUUGAUCAAAUUCAAAAUCCUUUAAUAUGUAGGUUUCAACUAUUUUUCAAAAAACUAUUCCGUUUUACUUUUGCUUUGCCUCUUGGAAGUGGAUUUUUUCAGACGUCUUUUGGAUUGAUUCCACGAAGAAAACCACUUUUCACUGUUGUGGGGCAACCCAUAGAUGUAGUUAGAGUCGAAAAUCCAACGCAAGAAGAAAUUGACGAAUUGCACCAGAAAUUCAUAAAACAAUUAGUAAACUUGUUUGAUACAUACAAAUAUGAGUAUUUGGUGAAUCCAGAAGAGAGAAUUCUAGAGUUAUAA
Zophobas morio is the source of this 669-nucleotide messenger RNA. Its product is annotated as 2-acylglycerol O-acyltransferase 2-like. Bases 1 to 669 code for a protein of 222 amino acids. The transcript is spliced from 3 exons. Gene Ontology annotation, biological process: triglyceride biosynthetic process. Gene Ontology annotation, cellular component: endoplasmic reticulum membrane. Gene Ontology annotation, molecular function: diacylglycerol O-acyltransferase activity. The record is from RefSeq and is a predicted model, not a curated record. Lineage: Eukaryota; Metazoa; Arthropoda; Insecta; Coleoptera; Tenebrionidae.